GUUCAAGGAAUGCCCCAUACAUAUUUAGAGCAGGGGAAGCUGGUCAAUAACGGGACGGACAAUUUCAUAAUGCCUGGCUGCAGAAACAGCAGGGAUGGACCACAGCUACGUGAGGAGCUCUGUCAAAACUUCCACACAGCUCCCAACAGUCCCAGAACACAGGAACCAGCCUAUCACAAUGCUCACAGAGGUUUACCACUGUCCCAGCUGAAUAAAGAAAGUUCAGCAUGGCAGGUGGCCAGCAGUGCAGCUGUGUGCAGGGACCCAGCAGCCCUGGCAAGCUUCUGCCCGGACAUGGAGCUGGAGAGAUGCAGACAGGAAGAGAGAGGAAACCCUGAGCUUACCAGCUACAGGUCAGAAAGGCCAUACACUGGAAACAAGUCUCCUCCUGAGUACUGCAGCUUUUACAGCACCCACAUGGAUGCUACCGAGUACAAUGAUAGAAGCGAUGUUCAGUCUGAGUCGGAUCUGCUCGACUGCACUUUCAGCCCAGUGGAGAUGAGCAACACAAAGGAAGGCUGUCAGGAUGAUAUGGUCUAUGCUAAUGAGCACACUGUAUAUAAUGCUGAAGCUAGCUUAAGCUUAGAAGAUGAGAGUGACAACUUUCACAGCAUAAUGGAGGACGACAAGAGCAUCCUAGUCUGUCUGCCAAGUAAUGGUGUGAAAGCACAUAACAGUGAGAUUCAGUCAGGUCCAGUCACCACUGACGGUGAAACACUGGCAGCCAAGAUGAACACUGCAGAAAAAUACACCUCCCCUAUGUCCUGCGUGCCCGUCUGUGACAUUAUGGUUGGGACUGAGCUGGUACCGUGUGCAUCAGUUUCUACCCAAACCGAUGAUCCAGAAACAGUUGACAAGCACAUCGUCACUGAAGUCCACAUGGCAGAUCUAGACUAUCUCACUGGGGAACUUAUAAAACUCAAGAAGGUUCAAGAGGAGCUGCGAGAAAAGGAGAAAAUGAAAAGUUCUGGGUGUAGAUUGAGAAAGGGGUGUGACUGUGUCCAGCGGGCUCAGCGGGCAGAGCUGUGCCUCCUGGCCCUGCAGUACAGCAUGUGCAGGCAGCACUGCUGGAGACUCUACUAUGCCUCUGCUGAGGCAGACCAACUCACCCCAGUGUGUGGAGACGCAUAUCAGAAUCGGCCAAUGGACCAUCCUGCAAACAUGUUAAGUGUUCUGAAAAAACUGGACUCUGACUAUAAUGGGAUGAGGGAAAAGAUCCUUCAAGGGGUUCCCCUGGAGCAUCUUAAUCCUCUGUCUGUUGAUUCUUGGAAGAUCACCAUAGCAGCUAGUUACAUCCCUGCACAGAUCAUUGGUGAUGUGCGGGGAAGUGUUUCCUCUUGGAGCUCCAAGGAGCCACAGAAGGACAGAACCGAGAAGAGCAGUGGAUGUCCUGAUAAUGAAAGCACAAAGGGCUGCCAGAGAAAGGCUAAACAAGCCAAGGAGAACAGUGAUCCAAGGAGGGCAGUCACUUGUGUCCCCCAGGCAGCUGCAUGCAAAGAGCUCGACAUCAGCGAGGUGUGGUACGAUGCUGUAGAAGAUGUGGAGCCAGAACGUGCUGAGACAGGACCGGACCUAAAUGUCAGGACCUAUGAGCGAACCACUGACCAGGACAAGACCUCAGCACUCUGUGUUUCCAGUGUACCCAGUAAUGCGAUGGAGUUGAUAACUUGUAGCCCCAGCAUCAAGAACAGGAAGAUGGUCUGCAUCUCGCCCACAGCAAAAGGAACUUGUGUGCCCCAGCACUACGGCACCAUGGGCGGCUUUGACACCCUGAUGGCAGAGCUGACAAAGCAUCACCCAGAUGUUGGGAGGCAGCGGAUUGUGGAUGCUCUGGUGGAACUGAGGGCCAAGCACCAUGGCAUCCUCAGCAGCUUGCCCCUCAGGACUAUUAGGGAGAUGAUGUCAGAGCUUCUGACCAGGCAGGCAAGCAGCUCACAGUUGUGAGAAAGCAGUGCUCUGUGCUUAAAAAUAUUUGAAAGUUAUUGGUUAGAAUAAAAUCGAACCCCUCUAGUUCUUAUUUACAACUUAAUUGUUUUAAUGAGGAGGAGCAGUUGAUCUAAAAGAAGUCUGAUGUUAUCUUCAUAUGAGGAAGUCCAGAGUCUUAAAAUGUUGUUAGGAAACAACAGGUACAGUUUAACACGGUGUGUUCCCAGGUAGCACCAGAUUGUAACUGAGUGCAGGGUUUAUUUUAGUUUCAAAAGUUGAUAGAUUUCAGUGUUAAAGGUUUCGCCUAGUGCUGUCUGGCAGUUUAAUUUCUUCUAAAAUUGUGUUUAAUGUUGCAUGCAGUUGUUUGUGCAGCAGCUUUUGUUUGUUUUCUGCCAAUAAAAGUCUGACUGCAAUA
Messenger RNA from Monopterus albus (swamp eel), 2341 nucleotides. It is a transcript of the gene rbm44, whose product is annotated as RNA binding motif protein 44. The record is from RefSeq and is a predicted model, not a curated record. NCBI's taxonomy places the organism in Eukaryota, Metazoa, Chordata, Actinopteri, Synbranchiformes, Synbranchidae. The transcript has 12 exons. Bases 10 to 1944 code for a protein of 644 amino acids.